AUGUGGUUGAUUAUUCUGAUCACGCUGUCGAUAGCGUUAUUUUAUUAUUUAAUAACAAAAAAUUUGAAUUAUUGGAGAAAUAGAUCCGUACCUGGACCUGAUCCCUGGCCUAUAGUAGGGAAUAUAGGACCAAGCCUCAUUGGGAGACUUCCAGCAGGAGAAAUAUUCACAAACAUAUACAGGAAAUAUGAGGGGUACCCGUUUGUGGGAAUAUUUCGAGCUACUACUCCCGCCCUGCUCGUUAGAGAUCCAGAUUUCGUGAAAAAUAUCACAGUCAAAGACUUCAAGCACUUUCAGAAUAAUGACUUACAUGUCGACAAAGAGGUUGAUCCACUAUUCGGUAGACAUCCAUUCGUAUUGAAAGGAGCUGAAUGGAAGAUCAAACGGGCACAACUGUCUACUUGUUUUACUUCAGGAAAGAUGAAAGGUAUGUACCCUUUGAUACGAAACUCCAGUGAAAGAAUGGUGCGAUAUAUAGAAGACGAAAUUUCAAAGUCCUCUACGAUGGAAAGUAGGGAACUCUGUGUCAGACUCACUUUGGACAACGUUGCCAGUUGUGCGUUCGGCCUUGAAGGCAGAUCGUUCGAUGAACCGUAUUCUAGUUUCAGGCAGAUGGCUGAUGAAUUUUUUUCUCCUGAUAAUUUCUGGAUGUCCAUCAGAACCACUAUUUUAUUCCUCAUUCCAGCACUAGGAAAGUUCUUCAAAAUCAAAUUCGUAUCAGACACGAUAACACAAAAACUAUUGAACACUGUCUCAUCCACUUUGAAAUACCGAAAAGAAAACAACGUUGUCAGGAAUGAUUUUCUCGAAUAUGUCAGCCAACUUGGAGAUAAUACAAACGUAUUUACAGAUGUAGAUAUUACGGCUAGUGCAGCUAGCUUUUUCGGAGAUGGGUAUGAAUCCAGCUCUAGGGCUAUGAGUUUUCUUUUAUUCGAGUUAGCGAGAAAUCCACGUGUACAGGACACACUCAGGCAGGAGAUAAUAGAAUCGUACAAAAAUAAUAAUGACUCUUUUUCUUAUGAAUCCAUUCAGGAAAUGUCAUAUUUGGAUGCUUGUUUCAAUGAAAAUAUGCGAAAGAACUCUUUAGUCCAUCAACUCACGAAACUUUGUACGGAGAAAUACACCUAUACGCCAACCAAUCCGGAAUUCAAGAAAUUGACGGUAACAGUGGAACCUGGAACACCAGUCAUAUUGCCUAUCACAGGGUUGCAGAAUGAUCCGAAAUAUUUCGAAUCUCCAGACGAGUUCAAACCCGAGAGGUUCCUCGAUAAAGACAAUAUCCAGAAGUUCACCUAUCUACCAUUCGGCGAAGGUCCUCGAUUGUGCCUCGGUCAACGCUUUGGUAUAACCCAAGUAAAAGUAGGCCUAGUGCACUUGUUAAAAAAUUAUAGAGUGACGGUGAAUCAGAAAACACAACUUCCUCUGAAAUACGAUCCUUGGUACAUAAUGUUACAUGCUAUAGGAGGUCUGUGGAUCGACUUGCAUAAAGUAGAAUGA
Messenger RNA from Phaedon cochleariae (mustard beetle), 1497 nucleotides. The record is from the annotation of a GenBank genome assembly. NCBI's taxonomy places the organism in Eukaryota, Metazoa, Arthropoda, Insecta, Coleoptera, Chrysomelidae.